Periophthalmus magnuspinnatus is the source of this 2541-nucleotide messenger RNA. Its product is annotated as protein FAM8A1-like. The transcript has 5 exons. NCBI's taxonomy places the organism in Eukaryota, Metazoa, Chordata, Actinopteri, Gobiiformes, Gobiidae. The coding region runs from base 7 to 987 and encodes 326 amino acids. The record is from RefSeq and is a predicted model, not a curated record.
UCCAAUAUGGCGGAUGAGGAAAACACAAACAUGGGUGUCGACAAGGGAAAAGACGAGCCCUUCUCUAAAACUGUUAAGCCUCUCAUAGAUGAAGUUUUGAGGAGAAUAGGCGGCCAAAGCAAUGCGGAAAACAAGAGUGAUCCCGCUGACAGCUGCUCUACCACGGAAUACUGCGAGAGACUUCAGGCGUGGAUGUGGCAGUACUACUCCGGAUAUGUGCACUGGCAGAGCUGGCUGGCAGCGACAGCCAUGUAUCCUUACUCUAUGCAAUUACCCAACAGUAUGUCCAUGCCACACAUGGAUCUGAACACCCACACCUGGCACACCGGGCCUGGACUAGCUCUGUCACCUUACAGCCCGGGGGCCCCGUCCUCCACCAGCCGCGCAGGUGAAGCUGCUCCCGGGGCUGCAGCGCCGACGCAGCGGCCGCAUGAGGAGGCGAACGUGCAGAGACCAGGCCGAGAAUACAGUAUUCCAUCACCUUUGCAAAGACUAUUUGCUGAAAUGGUGGAUUUCUUCAUUUUGUUUUUCAUCAAAGCUACAAUAAUUAUUAGUAUUAUGCACUUAAGUGGAAUAAAGGAUGUGUCCAAGUUUGCCAUGCAUUUUAUAGUAGAAGAAAUAGAUGAAGACACAUCCAUGGAGGAGCUACAGAAAAUGAUGCUGGUUGCACUUGUUUACCGUAUAUUAGUUUGCUUUUAUGAGAUUGUGUGCAUAUGGGGAGCCGGGGGAGCCACUCCAGGGAAGUUUCUUGUUGGACUCAGGGUUGUAACAUGUGACUCUUCAGUCCUGGUUCAACCCAACAGAGUGUUUGUUGUACCUGCGACCAAUGUGUCCUUUUCAGCAUCAACAGUUCGAGCUUUGAACAAAAACUUUUCGAUUGCCUUCUUUUUCCCAGCCUUCAUAACUCUACUGUUCUUUCAGCACAACAGGACAGUCUAUGACAUGGUUGCUGGUACGAUUGUUGUUAAGCGCUCCAGAGUAAGAUGACGGCACUAACCAAAGAUGUUUCUGCGACAGCUGUGCAGGCAAUAAGUGUUAUUAUUUAAAAGUGCUUUACAAACAGUACUUUGUUAUAUAAAACAGGGUUUAUUUAAAGUUUGGUAAAAGUUCUUUGCAUUUUUAAAACUUUGACUUGAUUGAACUUGGACGGUGUUUGUGCAUGGAUGAUACUUUCAAAUUACAGUGUACAGUAUGCGUUGUUAAAACCUAUUAAUUUAUUUACCACUAAAGAUGAAUGUAUCAGUGUUUCUAAUUGCAUUCAGUUUCACUAUGAUAUAAUUUGUCUGUAUUAAAAGUGACUAAAUUUCUGUUAACAGACUAUGCUGGAAACGGACUAUUUCACUAAAACGUUGUUACUCAAGUGUAUUCCUGUGAUCAGUAUUCAUUUUCUAAAUGUAACAUCAAUGAUACUUUGAAUACUCACAUCCAAAGUUUAAUUAAAAUAACUAAUAUAAUUUCAUAAUUUAAUUUUUGUCCUUUGCAGGGGUUUUUAUUUCUGUGGAAAAUCGUGGCACAUUUUAUUUUGAACCUACUGGUGGUGUAAGCUGCAGUUUUUCUUUAUACAAAGCAUGUCUUUAUUCUUUUGAGUCCAAAUGUUCUGAUUUCCAUAGACAUAAAUUGGGAUAGUAAAAUACAUGAAUAAGGCACAAUUUAUCAUUAUCAGUUGGGUGUUUCUAGCUUUCCGACAAAAUUGAUAGUUCAGUCUUAGAUUAAUAACCGUAAAAGUAGUUAAAUAAAUUACAUAUGAAGUUCACCUCUAGAGGAAAACCAAAGAACACAGAUAAACAACAUUGUACCUGAUCAAAUUCUGUCAAAAUUGCAUUAAAGACUGGAAUUCCAUUGGACCUGGAAGUACACAAAUUUUCAUCAGUUAACAGCCUCAUGCAUGUCAUACCUAGGUCUAAUUUUACUACACCAGCAUUAGUUUUGUACCGGGGUGGCCUUUGAAAUCAGCUCACAUCAUUUCAUAUUCAAUUCUGUGUUUGUGUUCAAUCUGGGGGCUCUGUGCUGUUUAGUGCUGUUUGGUGAUUUGGUGCCUGGAAAACUUGACUAUAUUUAUGAGAUGCCGAGAUUUUCACACCUGCAGUUGACUGUGUCCAAUAUCUGGCAAGUGUUGACAAGAGUGGCUGAGGCUGGUCCACUAAAUGGCAGUUUCAGCUGACAAUCACAGAUGGUGCUUCAGAUUAUAGAGCCAGGACCCCUCUGCUGCUGUAUACCCCUCCAUCACUGAACUAAUGCACCAUGUAGUCAUAUUUGAAGUCUGAUGGAGCUACUUGACUGUUGUGAUGAGGAAUACAUUCAUGUUGACUCUUAUAUAGCCAAAUGGUGGUAGAUUUAAAUUUAUAAUGCUUUUUAUCCACUUUGGUCAGUUUAUUUUUUGCUUAGCCUUGAGUGCAUAGUAAUAAAGAUAAGAAAUAUGAAUGGUCAAAAGAUUUAUUUAACAGUGCAAGUCACAUUAUAGAUUUGAUCCCCGAUUAAAUGUAUGUUAUGAAAAUAUAUUUGUAUUUGUAAUAUAAUGUAUUUGCUACUAACCUAAUUUUG